AUGCAAAUCCCCAUAAGCGCUUAUGACCUAAGUAAGCGUUCAUUCUUUCCUAAAAAGCUCUCGAAAAUGUUGUCGCGACUCGCAGGUCCUCCAACACGAUAUUUUUCCACCACUUUCCCAUUAAUGAGACUACUGCCACCAGAAGUUGGAAGUCAGGAAUGUUCAUAUCCAAUUGCUGGCAAAAAAACUCGAUAUGUCGAUUUGAAAAAUGCUUUUAAUGACGUAAAGUCAGGAGAUCAUAUUUUUGUACACGGUAUCGCUGCUACUCCAACACCAUUACUAGAAGAUCGUAUCCGAUCCAACUCUCUGUUCACAGGAGCCAACCUUCGUAAAGCAGUUAACGACGGCACUGCUGAUUUCAACUCUGUGUUUCUUCAAGAAAUCCCACAGCUCUUUCGCUCCGGCGCCAUCAAGCUAAACGUCGCCUUGAUCCAUGUAUCACCUCCCGAUUCUAAUGGGUAUUGUACCUUAGGCACUAGUAUCGACACCACUCGAGCAGCUGUCACGCAAGCCGACUACAUUAUCGGUAAAACUGUUAAGAGAUACUUCGUGCCUUUAAUUAUUUUAUACCAUGGGGUGUAUAUGUGCUGUUUAGCUAUGUCAAACAAAAAUAUGCCACGUACCUUUGGAGAUUCGUUAAUCCAUGAAUCCCAUAUUGAUGUCAUGGUCGAAUGUGAUGAUCAGUUGCUCCACGAAAGACCUGUUAGCGGCGCAGCUAGUGCGGAAGAAAAGAAAAUUGGUGAAAUAAUCGCAAACAACUUAGUGGAAGACGGUGCUACACUUCAAAUGGGUAGAGUAAGAAGCAUCGGAGCCAUUCCUGACGCAGCUCUGGCUGCCAUGACUCAUCACAAAGAUCUUGGAAUACAUACAGAGAUGUUUUCCGAUGGCGUACUUGAUCUAGUCGAAUGCAAUGCCAUAACAAACGCUAAAAAACUGUUUCAUCCAGGCAAAAAAUUACAGCUGGUGGUGUCUUUCGUAUACGGCUCAACGCGACUUUAUAAAUACCUCGAUGACAACCCUAGCAUUUACUUCGGUGACUGCCAGUGGGUUAAUGACCCAACUAUUAUUAGAACAAUGCCGAAAAUGACAGCAAUAAACUCAGCAGUAGAAAUGGGAGAAGCAAUAGUUGCUGAUUCUAUUGGGCCCAGAUUCCUCUCUGGUUUUGGUGGACAAGUUGACUUUAUACGUGGUGCAGCAAUUGGUGAUGAUGGUCGAGGAAAGCCGAUAAUAGCUCUAAGUUCUAUCACCAAAAAGGGUGUCUCCAAGAUAGUUCCUUUUAUCAACGAGGGAGCUGGUGUUGUAACUUCGCGUGCUCAUGUGCACUAUUUGGUUACUGAGAACGGUGUUGCGCAGUUAUGGGGCAAAAAUAUGCGCCAGCGAGCUUAUGAACUCAUAAAAAUUGCACAUCCGUCUAAACGGGAAGAACUAGAGAAGGCAGCUUUUGAAAGGCUACAUACGAUGCCAUCUCCUGACUGA
Messenger RNA from Enterobius vermicularis (human pinworm), 1476 nucleotides. NCBI's taxonomy places the organism in Eukaryota, Metazoa, Nematoda, Chromadorea, Rhabditida, Oxyuridae. The record is from the annotation of a GenBank genome assembly.